Molecule: messenger RNA, 1137 nt
Organism: Oppiella nova
Lineage: Eukaryota; Metazoa; Arthropoda; Arachnida; Sarcoptiformes; Oppiidae
Source: the annotation of a GenBank genome assembly
AUGGUGUUGGACGUGUUCGGGCCGGUAAAACGGCUGAUCAAGUUGGGCACCGUAUGCAUCGAUAAUAACGUGUUCCGACUCCACUAUAAGGCUACGGUAAUCAUAAUGAUGUCCUUUUCCCUGUUGGUCACAUCCGUGCAGUUUUUCGGUCAACCCAUACACUGUAUCCAAAAAGACGACAUUCCCAACGAUCUGCUCGAGACGUACUGUUGGAUUCACUCCACGUUUACAUUACCGCACGCCAUGAACAAGAAGGUGGGUGUGGAGGUGGCCCACCCGGGCGUCGACCAGUAUAAGCCCGGCGACACAAAGACAUACCAUUCCUACUACCAGUGGGUGUGGAUCGUACUGUUCAUGCAAGCGCUGGUGUUUUACGUUCCGCGAUAUUUGUGGAAACUAUGGGAAGGGGAACGCCUGAAAAGUCUGGUACUCGGUCUCAAUAAGCCUAUUAUAGCCGAGAAGGUCAAGAAUGAGCAGAUUGGGCUACUGGUGCUGUACCUCAAGGCCAACAUCCGGUACCACAACUGGUAUUUCUUUUAUUUCGUGAUCUGCGAAGUCCUCAACUUCGUGAACGUCAUAAUCCAGAUGUAUGUCAUCGACGCCUUCCUCGGCGGUGCGUUCAGUAGCUAUGGAUCCGAUGUACUGAACUAUACGGAGAAGGAUCAGGAGGAUAGGGUGGACCCCAUGAUAGCCACCUUCCCCCGGAUGACCAAAUGUACGUUUUAUAGGUACGGCUCGUCCGGUGAGGUCCAGAGACACGACGCCCUCUGUAUACUACCCCUCAAUAUAGUGAACGAAAAGAUUUAUAUCUUUCUGUGGUUUUGGUUGAUAUUCCUGGCGGUCAUGUCAGGCCUUAUGCUCUUAUAUCGCAUAAUCGUUAUAUUCAUACCGGCCCUCCGGUUCCUGAUAUUGAAAUCGAGGGCUAAGUUUACGGAUCCCAAUCACCUGAAACUGGUGAUGGAGGUGUCGAAGAUAGGCGACUGGUUUUUGCUGUAUCUGUUGUGUAAGAACAUAGACGGACACCACUUCAAGGAACUCAUACAACAGUACUCAAGGGAAAUAGUGGAGGACGGGUCGGGACAGCCUAUGGUCCAACCCAAUGAAAAGGAAAUGGAGGCCUUAAAGUCGGCCGAUUAA